CGUUUCAGUUAACGUUUGCCCGAUGACUCAAACCCACUACAGAGCCGUGCAGGCGGGCUAGUAGCUAACAAGUUGACUGAAUAUCGGUGGCUAAUAGUCAGUACAAAAUCCACCACUGUUACUGGAGUCUAUUUGAACUUUGUAAACAUUAAUAUUGGACCUACAUGACGCCGCUGGGUUGAGGAGGACGCGAGCCACUAACGUUAAUGCUCAGAAUUAAACAUUUCCAGCUCGUUAGCUAACAGCUAACGGACAGUCGUCCCUGAAUAUUCACAGCCAGUGUUUUCCUUCCUUUCUGUGGGCCAGCCAGACAACCCGAAGCGAAGCAAAGUGGCUGUGAAGGUAAUGGUGCUUUCUGCUGCCCGAGCUGCAUGAGAUAUGCAGUCGUCAGAGUGGCGCUGACAGGCCAGACUCUGGUUUAACACUAUCAUGGAGUCCUCCUCUGAGUCCCAGCAGGAGCCUGAGAAAACUUUGCACCAUGCAGAGUUGAGAGAGCAUCAUGCCACCUCCGCUGCUGUAGUGUGCGGGGAUGACACCGUCCUUCUGACCCCAGGCAGGAUGAGCCAGCGCCAGGUGAAGGAGCGAGACAAAGAGAGGGAGAAGGAGGCAGGCCUCCUUACGCCCAACAGGGAGCACGUAGCCACCCCCUCUACCCUCAGCCCAGGGGUCAGCUACACCCACGGUUUCGAGAGAGGGAAGGAGGACCUCUUGCCUCUGCCUUUGAAAGAGGACUCACAUUCCAUAUCUAAGAGCAAGUCUGAAACCAAGCUGUACAAUGGCUCAGACAAGGAUGUGUCGGCGUCUGGAGGAAAGCUCACCAAAAAAGAGUCCCUCAAGGUGCAGAAGAAAAACUACAGGGAAGAAAAGAAGAGGGCAACCAAGGAGCUGCUCAGCACCAUCACUGAUCCUUCUGUCAUCGUCAUGGCCGACUGGCUAAAGAUCCGUGGCACUCUGAAGAGCUGGACCAAGCUGUGGUGCGUGCUGAAACCUGGUGUCCUGCUCAUCUACAAAACUCACAAAAACGGUCAGUGGGUGGGAACCGUGCUGCUCAACGCCUGCGAGCUGAUCGAGAGGCCCUCCAAGAAGGACGGCUUCUGCUUCAAGCUCUUCCACCCGCUGGAGCAGUCCAUCUGGGCCGUCAAGGGUCCUAAAGGAGAAGCAGUGGGCUCCAUCACACAGCCGUUACCCAGCAGCCACCUCAUCUUCCGUGCUGCUUCUGAGUCUGAUGGCCGAUGCUGGAUGGACGCCUUAGAGCUGGCCCUGAAGUGCUCCAGCCUGCUGAAGAGGACCAUGAUCCGUGAGGGGAAGGAGGACAUGAGCACCGUAGCCACUGGAGGAGAACACUCCAUUAAUUUCUACAGCCUCCUCCGAGCCCAUAACAUACACGGUUUCCAGUUCAAUGACAGUGAUCAUUUGAAAGACCCGGACCUGUACUCUGACAAGUCAGACAGAGAGGGAGAGCAGGACCACGAGGAGUCAGACCCAGAAGGCCUGGAGAAGAGUGAGGAGAGCGACAGCGACACAUCAGAGCGCCAAGACGACUCAUACAUCGACCUGGACCCUAACGAACAUCUGCGGGAAACCCCGUACCUGGAACAGUCCCACGAGGAACUGGGAGAGGCUGGUGAGGCUGCCCAGACAGAGACGGUGUCAGAGGAGAAUAAAUCUCUGAUAUGGACUCUGCUGAAGCAGGUGCGGCCCGGCAUGGAUCUGUCCAAGGUGGUGCUGCCCACAUUCAUCCUGGAGCCAAGGUCCUUUCUGGACAAACUCUCUGACUACUACUACCAUGCAGACUUCCUGUCAGAGGCUGCAGUUGAAGAGAACGCUUACAACCGGAUGAAGAAAGUGGUGAAGUGGUACAUCUCCGGGUUUUACAAAAAGCCAAAGGGGUUGAAGAAGCCUUACAACCCCAUUAUUGGAGAGACAUACCGCUGCAUGUGGCUCCACCAAAAGACCAACAGUAAGACGUUCUACAUCGCAGAACAGGUAUCCCAUCAUCCUCCAGUAUCAGCCUUUUAUGUCAGCAACAGGAAGGAUGGUUUCUGCCUCAGUGGCAGCAUCCUUGCCAAGUCCAAGUUCUAUGGAAACUCACUGUCAGCCAUAUUAGACGGAGAGGCUCGGCUCACUUUCCUCAACCGAGGAGAAGACUACGUGAUGAACAUGCCCUACGCUCACUGCAAAGGGAUCCUGUACGGCACCAUGACCCUGGAGCUGGGUGGUCAGAUCACCAUUGCAUGUGAGAAAACAGGCUACAGCGCUCAGCUGGAGUUUAAACUCAAGCCAUUCCUGGGCAGCAGUGACAGUGUCAAUCAGAUCUCUGGAAAGAUCAAACUGGGAAAGGAGGUGUUGGCUACACUGGAAGGACACUGGGACAGCGAGAUCUUCAUCAACGAUAAGAAGACUGGGACGAUGGACACGUUCUGGGACCCGACACCGGAGCUGAGGCAGAGCCGUCUGACCCGCUGCACUGUCCCCCCAGAGGAGCAGGGAGAGUUUGAAUCAGAAAGACUGUGGCAGCAUGUGACCCGCGCCAUCAACAACAAGGACCAGACUGAGGCCACCAACGAGAAGUUCAUGCUGGAGGAAGUUCAGAGGAAAUCAGCCCGCGAGCGGAAAGCCAAAUGCGAGGAGUGGAUCCCGGCCCUGUUCGAGCAGGACCCCGUCACUGGAGAGUGGCAUUACAGAUAUGCCGACACGAGGCCAUGGGAUCCACUCAAUGACCUGAUCCAGUUUGAGAAAGACGGCUGCAUCCAGACCAAGGUCCGACACCGCACCCCUAUGGUACGUUCUGGCAGUCUUAUUAGUCUGAGUAACCAGGGGCCGCGGAGGGACAAUUGCAAGUGCCAGGUAACGGUGCCAAAGAGGAAACACAAGAGCGACAAGCCCAAGAGCCCAGAGAGUGGCUGCUCGUCACCCGAACCCGACCGCCAAGACUCAUCUGGCAGCGAACGACACAAAAGCAAGCAUAACAGUCGGCUGAGGAAAAAAGGAGCAGACCUCAGUGAACUUCAAAGUGCCAUUGAAUCUAUAAAGCAGACGCAGGAGGACAUUAACAGGAGCAUCAGCGUGCUGCGGAGUCGUGCGGCAGGCCGGGUGGAGGGCGGCUCCUUCCUCCAGCAGCGCGACUACGUCAUCAUCAUUUUCCUCAUCCUCCUUCAGGUCCUGAUCAACUAUGUCUUCAAGUAGCAGCCAUAACCCCCACAGAGAGAGUGAUGCACUCACACACACACACACACACACACACAGACACACUCUCUGAACAUUGGGUGUUAAAGCGGAGGACAGCGAUGACGGGCUCCCGCAGUUCUCGUCUUCUCUGUCUUUAUUAAAUCCGACUACACACGUCCAAAAAAGCAAAGACUUCCACAGAAAAAGAGACUUUAAAAAAAAAACAAACUCUUAUUUAUUUUUAACCAGUCCAUUCCAAAACUUUGGAGAGAUCCACAGAUUUCAAAGCGGAGAGCGAGCUGAUGAGGAGAAGUUGUUGGAGUUUGGUGUGAUGAAGUCUCGACUGCCACUCUGGAGGUUAUCGACUUGCCUCGACGUAAGAGGCAAAGGAAACAGCAGCCGUUUCAGCUGCUGUUUGUGUUCUUUUCUGAUGGAGUGAAACCACUCUGUUGAUUCACAUUUCACCUCAAACAACAGGGAACCUUUUAACACGGAUACGAGAACCACGACUCAGAUGGUAACACAGGUUUUAAAAAAAAGAAAUCUUUAAUGUUUUAAUGUUUUGUUUUUAAAUUGUUUUGUUUCUUU
Molecule: messenger RNA, 3756 nt
Organism: Thunnus maccoyii (southern bluefin tuna)
Lineage: Eukaryota; Metazoa; Chordata; Actinopteri; Scombriformes; Scombridae
Gene: osbpl8
Product: oxysterol binding protein-like 8
Exons: 25
Coding region: 430-3186 (918 amino acids)
Cellular component (GO): intracellular membrane-bounded organelle; cytosol; membrane
Molecular function (GO): cholesterol binding
Source: RefSeq, a predicted model, not a curated record